ACCCCUCCCUUCAUUUCCAACACAAGAAGUUGUGACCAAUUCUUUCCUCUCACAUUCUUUAACUACUUCCUCCACCACUCACCUCCGCAAAUGGCCAGUCUCGCCACCACCAUGGUCAGCACCGCCCUGCUUCCGAGGAAGCCGGCUGCUGUGACUAGCCUACGUUCACUUCCAAACUUUGGGAAGCAAGCCCUUUUUGGACUCAAAUCUAGUGGUAAUGGAAAAGUAACCUGCAUGGCUACUCACAAAGUGAAAAUCAUCACCCCAAGUGGUGAACAUGAAUUCGAAUGCCCUGACGACGUUUACCUUCUCGAUCACGUUGAAGAAGAGUUAGGCAUCGAUCUGCCGUAUUCUUGCAGGGCAGGUUCUUGUUCUUCAUGUGCAGGUAAAGUUAUUUCAGGCAGCAUUGAUCAAGCUGAUGGAAGUUUUCUUGAUGAUGAUCAAAUUGGACAAGGGUGGGUCCUAACAUGUGUUGCAUAUGUACAAUCUGAUGUUGUCAUUGAAACCCACAAGGAAGAAGAACUCACUGGUUGAAGAUGAAUACAAUAAUUGGCUGUUGAAUGCUGAGGUUUAUUUGCUAUAUUUAUUGACUCUUUGUUUGCUUGUUAAAUGGAACAUGAUUCUUGUGUUUCUGAACUAGUACCUACUUUUAUGUGUAAUUCUUAUUUAGUUUUGUUCAAUGUCAUUAGUUAUUGUACCA
Messenger RNA from Olea europaea var. sylvestris, 700 nucleotides. RefSeq names its product ferredoxin-B-like. Bases 91 to 534 code for a protein of 147 amino acids. Gene Ontology annotation, molecular function: 2 iron, 2 sulfur cluster binding; electron transfer activity. The transcript has a single exon. NCBI's taxonomy places the organism in Eukaryota, Viridiplantae, Streptophyta, Magnoliopsida, Lamiales, Oleaceae. Gene Ontology annotation, cellular component: chloroplast. The record is from RefSeq and is a predicted model, not a curated record. Gene Ontology annotation, biological process: electron transport chain.